AUGGGAAAGAUUAAGGUUAAUGUUGAUGGUGCAAUCUUUGCAAGUGAUGGUCGAUUUGGAGCGGCAGGGGUGGCCCGGGAUUCUCAGGGUCGAUUCAUUGAAGGCUUCACAGUUUUACGAGUGGGGUGUGUGGAUUCGGCUAUGGCUGAAUUGGUAGGGGUUAAGGAGGCCUUGAGUUGGAUAAAGAGGAAACAUUGGGGACCGGUUGAGAUUGAAACCGAUUCUUUGGUUGUUGUCCAGGCAGUCCAAAGCACGGUGGAGAUACCUUCUCCUUUUGGCCUUCAGGUGGCGGUUUGUCGUUCUCUUUUGGCUGAUUUGCCGCCAGUCUCAAUUAAUUUUGUUAAACGUUCUGUAAACAAAGCUGCACAUUGUCUUGCUCGUAGCUCUUGUUUGUAUCCAGAUCGUAUUUUUAGUGAGGAUGAUGUUCCUCUUGAUUUUCUUUCUAUUUUAAUGGUUGAAUCUUCUUAUUAA
Messenger RNA from Cannabis sativa, 471 nucleotides. RefSeq lists its product as uncharacterized. Lineage: Eukaryota; Viridiplantae; Streptophyta; Magnoliopsida; Rosales; Cannabaceae. Gene Ontology annotation, molecular function: RNA-DNA hybrid ribonuclease activity; nucleic acid binding. Bases 1 to 471 code for a protein of 156 amino acids. The transcript has a single exon. The record is from RefSeq and is a predicted model, not a curated record.